Messenger RNA from Metarhizium brunneum ARSEF 3297, 1062 nucleotides. RefSeq lists its product as uncharacterized. NCBI's taxonomy places the organism in Eukaryota, Fungi, Ascomycota, Sordariomycetes, Hypocreales, Clavicipitaceae. The record is from RefSeq and is a predicted model, not a curated record.
AUGAUGCUGCCCAAGGCCGCCUGGCUUCUCACCUGCUGGCUAUGGCACACAGCCGUGGAGGCAACCCCAACCACCACGCCCCGACCACUGCCUACAUUCCCAGUCUCCAUGGCAGACCACGGCGAGGUAUUCCUAGUCAUCCCCGAAGGGCCCAAGGCCCUCGGAACGCCCGGCUACUUCCGGAGUCAGGGCGGCAUCAGCGAAGGUUCGCUGCCUGCGCCCGAUGCCGAAACAGCAGCCGAGUGGCAGCGCCUUCGCAACAUCAGACCCGACGACAGCGAGGACUCGAUUGACUUUGAAGACUUGUCCCUCGUCCUCAUGAGCCUUGUGCCCGACGAGGCAGCCGCGCGGCGCCAGGCCUGGAUGAUGCUCGAUCAGCGCCGGCAGCCGGCUCAAGCAGAGCGCGUCUGGAUAUUCCGCAUCGCAACAGGACCCAACGUGUGGCUUGGGGAGUGGCAAGAUGUUCUCGGCAACCCCAUGUCCAUGUCCCGUGCGCUUGGGGGCCUGCCUUGGUCGCAAAUCAUCAACUUUACCGAGUUGGACGGAACUAAUGCCGAUGUGAGAAACUUGUUUGAGACGUUGACCGAGAGGGACCCCGUUGUUCCGCCGGUGGUGGCUACAAUGGAGCUGUCAUGGAUGAACAAUGAUGAUUACGAUGCGGCGUGGGGGAAUUACGGUAGUGUCAGGGGAAUACCGCACCGGGUAUUCGAUGCCCCUGAGGGCAUGACGCGCAUGGAGAUGGCGAGGGACCUGAUGGCGCUGGUGACGAGUAGCCGGGUCGUGCCUGAUGCGCAGCGACGACAGGAGUUGCGCGAGUUGCUGGACUGGGAUAUUGAUGCUGAGCCUGGGCGUGAUUUCCCGCUUCUUCGGCACGGACAGCCUACGACGCUGGAGGCUGCUGCGUUGUCGCGGAUUCAAUGGGGACAGGUGCAGAUCCCGCCUAAUAUUCAGCUAGCUCUGGCAUCGGGGCUUGUCACCAUUGGUCAAUGCGGCACGGCAUUGAGACAGAUUAGGGAUGCUGUCAAUAAGGGUCCAAAGGGCAAGAGAGGCGUGGUGUGGUAG